AUGACGUCUCCGGAGAAAGCUGGUGUUAACGAGGCACCGCCAGAUCAAAGCCCAAAUCGUCUCACACCCCCCACCCAACCAACACUCCAGCGCGAAAACAGCUUCGAUGGCACAGAUAUCGUCUAUCCUAUACGCUCUGUCGUCUCGGUUGAUCCAACUUCACAGAAUUCUGAGCCAGUCCCAUCUCAUCCGGCCUCGCCUAUCAGGGAUGGCGUUCGUCGGUACUCUAUAAUCGAUGCGAACACUUGGGACCAGAUGCAGUCUCGAGCCAGGACGGAUUCUGUGAACGAUCCCCCCAAGCCGAUCAAUGCGACAGAAAACCCCGACCUUGACGAACCGGAAUACCAACGUCGCAGUUCCGAGGCGACUGAAGAGAGUCUCCCGGUUAUCAAUCCGGAACAUCCACAAAAUCCAGAAAUCCUCGAAGGAACCAGUCUUGUUACCUCACGAUUCGAGCAUGUGAUUACAGAGCGCGGCCAUGCUGUCGCCACGGGACCGGGUGCCCCAUUCCAGCCUUGCGAGGACGAACCGAUCCAUAUCCCUGGUGCAGUACAGAGCUUUGGUGUGUUAGUGGUUAUCCGUGAGGAAGCGGGCGACCAGUACCUCGUCCGCAUCGCUAGCGAGAAUUCCAAGGAUCUUCUUGGGUAUUCCCCGAACGAGUUAUUCGCCCUUCAAAAUUUCUGUGAUAUCCUCAGAGACGACCAAGCUGAUGACCUUUUGGACCACAUUGAUUUUAUUCGCGACGAUUCGUUCGACCCCAGUGUGGACGGCCCCGAAGUAUUCCUCUUGUCCAUCAAACAGCCCUCGCGACGCUCUCGCAAGUUCUGGUGUGCCAUCCAUCGCUGUCCAGCCGAUCCCAGUCUGAUAAUUUGUGAAUUUGAAUUGGAGGAUGACCAGAUCAAUCCACUGAAUGUUUCUGGUCGCGGAUCGCCAGCAUCGCCCAGCGCGACUCUGGGGUUGGCACCGACCCCAGAGCAGCUAGCAGCUAGCACCAGCAGCAUGAGCCAGCCCUUGCGCACACUGCGCAAUGCUCGUCGGCGGAGGGGAGAGGCGGCCGCCAUGGAAGUGUUCAGCAUCCUCACCCAGAUCCAAGAUCAGCUGGCCCGCACAGAGACGCUUGAGUCUUUACUGAACACAGCGACCGGACUGGUGAAAGAGUUGACCGGCUUCCAUCGGGUUCUGAUUUAUCAAUUUGAUCUGAAUUGGAACGGCACCGUCGUGGCCGAACUGGUUGACCCCAGAGCUUCCGUCGAUCUAUAUAAAGGUCUCCAUUUCCCCGCCAUGGACAUUCCCAGACAGGCUCGUGAUCUGUACCGGGUUAACAAGGUUCGACUACUAUAUGACCGUGAUCAGACAACGUCGCGACUCGUCUGUCGGACAGCCAAAGAUCUGGAGACACCGCUGGACAUGACCCAUGCCUAUCUGCGUGCGAUGUCUCCAAUUCACAUAAAGUAUCUGGCAAAUAUGGAAAUCCGCGCAUCUAUGUCAAUCAGUAUCAACGGGUUCAAUGAGCUUUGGGGUUUGAUAUCGUGCCACUCGUAUGGAAAGUCUGGCAUGAGAGUGUCAUUCCCCAUCAGAAAGAUGUGCCGGUUGGUUGGAGAUACCGUCUCGCGAAACAUCGAGCGUCUGUCCUAUUCGACUCGGCUUCAGGCACGUAAAUUAAUCAAUACCGCCCCAACCGAUGCAAACCCUUCCGGAUACAUCAUCGCCUCGUCGGACGAUCUACUCAAAUUAUUCGGUGCUGACUACGGUGCUCUGUGUAUUCGAGACGAGACGAAACUAUUGGGCAAACUCACUCACUCUCAGGAGAUCCUGGCCUUGUUGGAGUAUCUGAAGUUGCGCCAGAUCAACUCCGUCCUUGCCUCGCAUCAUGUCACCAAAGACUUCCCUGACUUGCGCUAUCCUCCAGGGUUCAAGCAUAUUUCAGGUUUGCUUUAUGUACCUCUAUCUACAAGCGGAACGGACUUCAUGGUCUUUUUCCGUCGCCGCCGCUUGACAGAAAUCAAAUGGGCGGGUAAUCCAUACGACAAGAAAGUCGUGGAUGGGUACCUACAGCCACGAAAGAGUUUCCAGACCUGGUGCGAAACUAUUCUCGAUCAAUCCCGGGAAUGGACCGAGACCGAUGUGGAAACAGCGGCGGUGCUGUGUUUGGUGUACGGAAAGUUCAUCAAAGUGUGGCGACAGAAGGAAGCGGCCAUGGAGAACUCGCAGCUCACGCAGCUCCUGUUGGCCAAUUCGGCCCACGAAGUUCGGACCCCUUUGAAUGCUAUUAUUAACUACCUCGAAAUUGCAAUGGAAGGUUCAUUGGACACCGAGACCCGAGACAACCUGACCAAGUCUUACUCUGCUUCCAAAUCGCUGAUCUACGUCAUCAACGACUUGCUCGAUCUGACCAACAUCGAGAAGGGGCAGAAUCUUAUCAAGGAUGAGUCUUUCGACCUGCCUCAGACGAUCAAACAGGCCGCAGAGAUGUUCGAAGGUGAAGCCAAACGCAAGGGAAUCUCUUUCAAUGUCCACUCUCACCCCGGACUCCCGACUGCAGUCGUAGGAGAUCAGCGGCGCAUUCGUCAAGUGAUCUCUAAUCUCAUUUCGAAUGCCAUGCAGCAUACCUCGACCGGGGGCAUUACUGUCGAGGUCUGGCGCGCGCCAUCCCAGCCCGACAAUAGCGAUGUGAUGAUUGAAAUGGUGGUCGUGGACACCGGUUCGGGGAUGUCUCAAGACACCCUCGAGGCAUUAUUCCAGCAGCUCGAGCAGGUGGGGUCAAUGGAUGACGAAGAAGGCCAAGAUCACCUCCCUUCCCUGGAAGGGCAAGAGAAACGGGUGCUUGGCUUGGGACUCGCGUUGGUGGCUCGGAUCGUCCGCAACCUACAAGGACAGCUGGGCGUGCGGUCCAAAGAGGGCAAAGGCAGUCGUUUCAAGAUCUCGUUGCAGUUCCCUGUUCCAGAGGGUACAACUUCGACAGCUGAUAGCGAUCCUCGUCCUCCCAGUCGGAUGGCGGAGACGACGGCUCCGUUCCAGCACCAGCAAGAGAUCAUGCUGGUGGAUAGGAACCGCUCACUGGAUCGCUCACGCCGUCAAAGCGCCGAGAGCAACCGCAGCGGACAGAGCGGUAGCAGCGCGCAGAGUAACCGGAGUGAAGCCGAUCGCCUGAUCAGCGCCAUGCAAGAGCCGCUGUUGGUCCGUAGCGCCAGCGAGGGCGGCGCUACACGAACUCAGCAGCUGGAUGCGAAUGAUCCCUUGAUUCCUAAACCGCGAAAGACUACUAGCAGCUCUGUCGCGGCAACACCCACCACGGAGUUUGCUCCUGGUCCUGAUAUUCGCACGACCGUCCCCCCUGUUUCGAACAUGCCGCCGGGCCAGACAACUGUGAAGGAUUUUGGAGUGCCAUUGGGUGCUAUUCGAGUACCUGAACAGGAUGUUGAGAGGCCGCCAUCACCUCCUAAGCUGGUGGAUGGGGAGCCUGCGCCGGCACUAGGUUCGCCUGAGAAGGUACCCGACAAAGCCCCGCAACAAAAGGCUGCUGUUGCGGACAGAUUCAACGUGCUGGUGGCAGAGGAUGAUCCCAUCAACAGCAAGAUUAUCCAAAAGCGGUUGGAGAAACUGGGUCAUAAGGUGCAUCUGACUCCCAAUGGGGAGGCAUGUGCUGGUGCAUAUCGUGCGGAUUGUAAGAACUUCGACAUCGUUCUUAUGGACAUUCAGAUGCCCAUCGUUGACGGUAUGCAAUCGACACGACUAAUCCGCGAGUUCGAAAAAGAGACUGCCCUAGACUCGUUAUCCGAAAUCGCAAAACUAAACGGCCAGGUGCCUAUCUUUGCAGUUUCUGCAUCUUUACUCGAGAAAGACGCGCCAACAUAUAUCGAAACCGGUUUCGACGGUUGGAUCAUGAAACCUAUCGAUUUCAAUCGAUUGAAUAUCUUCUUGCAGGGCCUUCAGGAUGAUGAAACCCGGAAUAGUACUACUUAUCACCAAGGCGAAUGGGAGAAGGGGGGUUGGUUUGCCCCUAGGAAGGCGUAG
Molecule: messenger RNA, 4014 nt
Organism: Aspergillus chevalieri
Lineage: Eukaryota; Fungi; Ascomycota; Eurotiomycetes; Eurotiales; Aspergillaceae
Gene: fphA
Product: putative sensor histidine kinase/response regulator
Exons: 2
Coding region: 1-4014 (1337 amino acids)
Biological process (GO): detection of visible light; phosphorelay signal transduction system; regulation of DNA-templated transcription
Molecular function (GO): protein binding; phosphorelay sensor kinase activity
Source: RefSeq, a predicted model, not a curated record